AUGUCUCGAUCUUCAUCCACUCGUACUUUGGAUCCUGCUUCUCCCAUUGCCCCUGUUUCUAUGUUUAGACCCAGGCCAAAGGCCAACAAGCCGGUCUCUCACGCCUCUAAGAGACAGUCCAGGGCCUUCGAGUCUAUUCUUUCACAUUCCCAGAUGGCUGCUCUUCAGUCUGCCGCCACUAUCAACGAAGAAGAUGCCGAAAAGUCUGGUCUUGAUCUCAACGAUGUUGAUGCUAACCUCAAUGACCUCGAUCUUAAUGACCUUGAUGAUGUUGAUGACCUUGAUGAUGUUGAUGACCUCGUUCUCAAUGACUUCGACCUCCACACAUCCCCUGAUAAAACUGUGGACUCCGCGCUGUUUGAAGACAUCGACUUUGAUAUGGGGGACACAUCAAAUUUACUAAAGAAUGCCUUUUCGGAUUAUCAAAAGGCCAUAGACACUCUGGAACUACGAGAAUCCAGUGAUACUAACCCUCAAGUCUCAAAUGACUCCUCUUAUAUUACAUACCAGGCUCCAUUAGACCCUAAUUCUCAGCCUACACAUAUUCUAUCCGCGUAUACACUAUCUCCGGAGGCUAAGCAACGUAUUCAAGUGCUUCAGUAUCCAGGACUUUUCAUAGUUGACGAGAUCAACCAUGAUGACGUGGUAAAAUCACCUCCUCAAGGCCUCUUCAUCUAUCCUGGUGCCCAAUACUGUCUGUACCCUCAAUGCUUUGUCACAGAAGAACAGCAGGAUCCCAUCAAACCGAAGAGAACCUCCUUGUUUUUCAAUUAA
Messenger RNA from Brettanomyces nanus, 774 nucleotides. RefSeq lists its product as uncharacterized. The record is from RefSeq and is a predicted model, not a curated record. NCBI's taxonomy places the organism in Eukaryota, Fungi, Ascomycota, Pichiomycetes, Pichiales, Pichiaceae. The coding region runs from base 1 to 774 and encodes 257 amino acids. The transcript has a single exon.